AGUCCCGGGGUCUGGCACGUCAUUUCCUGUCUACGAGGGGAGUGCAACGGCUGAGUUUCCCCUGCGCUCCGCGGAUAUCGCAUCAUGAAAGAGGUGAAGAGUGAGCGGGAGCGGGGGAGCCGGCGCAGGCACCGGGACGAGGACGCGGUGGCGACGGCGACGGUGGUGGUGAAGCAAGAGCGCCUCAGCCCCGAGGCCGAGACGUCCGGCGAGCCGGGCAGCCCUGGUCACCGCGGGAACCGAGCGCAGAGACGUAGCCGAUCCCCAGCCAAAAAGAAAAAGUCCUCAGGGAGAAGAAGCAAGUCUCCUCGGAGUAACAGAAGCCGAAGUCCUCACCACUCGACAGUCAAAGUGAAGCAGGAGCGUGAAGAUCAUCCACCCCGGAGAGAACGGGAAGAUCGGCAGCACCGGGAAGCAUCAGAACAGGAGCACAGGCGAGCGAGGAAUAGUGACCGAGGCAGGCACAGGGGCCACUCCCACCAGAGGAGAACAUCUAAUGAGAGACCUGGGAGUGGGCCGGCUCAGGGGCGUGAUCGUGAUCGAGACCUUCAGAACCUGCCGGCUCAGGAAGCAGAGCGGGAGUUUUAUAAUGCCCGAAGGCGGGAGCAUCGCCAAAAGAAUGAAGUCAGUACCAGCGGUAAUGAGUCUCAGGAGUUGGUUCCUCCACCUGGUGGCAACAACAAAAACAAAGAGGUGCCCGUCAAGGAAAAGCCAAGCUUUGAACUUUCUGGGGCACUUCUUGAGGACACGAACACCUUCCGAGGUGUAGUCAUUAAAUAUAGCGAGCCCCCCGAAGCACGUAUCCCUAAAAAACGGUGGCGUCUCUACCCAUUUAAAAAUGAUGAGGUGCUUCCGAUCAUGUACAUUCAUCGACAAAGCGCUUACCUCCUGGGGCGACACCGCCGUAUUGCAGACAUUCCAAUCGAUCAUCCCUCUUGUUCAAAGCAGCACGCGGUCUUUCAGUAUAGGCUUGUGGAAUACACCCGUGCUGAUGGGACAGUUGGCCGCAGGGUGAAGCCCCACAUCAUUGACCUUGGUUCAGGCAAUGGAACAUUCUUGAAUAACAAGCGCAUUGAGCCACAGAGAUACUACGAACUGAAGGAAAAAGAUGUACUUAAAUUUGGGUUCAGCAGCAGAGAGUAUGUUCUGCUGCAUGAGUCCUCUGACACCUCUGAAGUAGACAGGAAAGAAGAUGAGGAUGAAGAGGAGGAGGAAGAAGUAUCUGACAGCUAGCAAACUAAUAAACAACCCAAACUCUUGAGAGACCUUUCCUUUCUGCGAAGGCUUUGUGAUUGACUCGAGCACCGUGGCGCUCUUUGUAAUGCCUCUUAUUGCCUUAAGUCUCUCUUCGGUUGCUGACCAGCUUAUGUUAUAAUGUAAGAAAACUGACUUGUGUUUGAACUUUUUUCUGUGGCACAUUAGCCACUUGCCUGUGGGCAUAUGUUUUCAGAACAGUCUCACCAACACAUUGUGUUCUCGUAGAAGCAUUGUGGCUUUAGUUGGUGCUUUCAGAACUGCUGCCUCGGAAACUAUAAACCCUUGUCUAAAGGGGAAUUGUGGCUUGUUCUCUUUGUACAGUUACUUUAUUUAUAGGCUGUGUGGACUGGGUUUGUUUUGUCUUUGUUCCUGGGGCAAAUCCCUUAACAGAAUCUUUCUAAGCUUUGGUUAUCACCAAAACAGCCUCCUGUAUAUACCAAAGCUUUGACCUGGUUGAGCUCUUGAGUCACAGAAGUUGAUUUUGCACUUCUUUUUUUGGGGGGGGGGGGAUGGGAAUUUACCACAUGACCUCAUUAUUGACUGUUGGACUUAAACAGAUGCUUUAAGAGCCUGCUUAAGCAUUUGACUGUACAGGAAGAUCAUGACUACUGCCAGUGGGGGCCGGUUUAAUGUCACGAGAGGCUGAGACGCAUCGAGGAUCUGUUUCCUGUGAGAGAAUUCUCGUUUCUCCAUGGAGCGUGUACAUAACAAUUUUGACCAUCUUAUCUGUUCUUCAACUUUGCAUUUUUAUUCAAAUGUUAUCUCUUUCUCUUUUGAGAAACACACUAUUAUUUAUGUGGCAGGGUCCUUGCUUUCUUCUAGCAACAUGUGUACAUGUCUAAAGGAGGUUGUGUAGUUUACAUGUUUCAUCUUUUUAAAAACAUCUAGAGAGGUUGUAUUUACCUUCCCAAGGCUGGAAAGCAUGGGAAUUUCCUAAUUUUCCACUAAAGGAAUCUGUGUAAGUAGAUAAUUCAUAACUACUUACAUAUAUAUAGUGUGAAUAUAUAUCUAAUUGUGUAUGAAAGAGCUGCAACUGAUUUUCAUAUGAGGAUGUUUUGUGAUGUAAAUGUAAUGCUACAUUAUAGGUAAAGUCUCCCUGCAUUUGAAGAGCAGGUUUUCAUUUAUAUGUAUUUUUGGGAUAAAAAAUAAUAAAAUUUGUAAAUAUAGCCCCAUAUCUUGGCAAGUGAGUGUUGGUCCUUGUUGAAGCAGCAGUGCUUUCUGUAUUGGCAGUUAAGGGGUUUUCUUUCUCAGAAUAGAGUUGGGGCAGGUUAUAUGUAGUGGGCCUUUUACCAGUUUAUCCCUGCCCUCACUAAUUCACCCUCAGGUGGUGAUGGGUGUGGGAUGGAGAGAAAGGAGAGAUCAUACAACUCAAUCAUUGCUGCUGCUAACUAUUCCUCUUGGGUUGAAACUUACGAUACUAUUAGAUUGUCUUUAUAUUGUUUUUCCAUUAAGGUCUCACCCAUGUGUACUCGGGGGAGCAGCUGACUAAUGUUUACUCAAAAGAAAUGAAAAGAUCCUCUUUGAAGAGUGAACACUUAAGAAAGAAGAUACGACGUUAAUCAAAGGGUGACACACUCACCAUGCCAGCAGUGCCUGCUUGUGAGCCCACAAUGUUCCUGGACAUGUGAGUUUAUAUGAACUGAAAGGGCUACUUGAUUUAAAUUAAAGCUUUGGAAUUGAAAGCUUCA
This is a messenger RNA of Myotis brandtii (Brandt's bat), 2945 nucleotides long. RefSeq names its product Smad nuclear interacting protein 1 (gene SNIP1). The record is from RefSeq and is a predicted model, not a curated record. Gene Ontology annotation, biological process: miRNA processing. The transcript has 5 exons. NCBI's taxonomy places the organism in Eukaryota, Metazoa, Chordata, Mammalia, Chiroptera, Vespertilionidae. Gene Ontology annotation, molecular function: mRNA binding; protein binding. Gene Ontology annotation, cellular component: nucleus. The coding region runs from base 85 to 1233 and encodes 382 amino acids.